UUGGCCGGGCUGCGGAGCUUUUGUACAGACGCACGGGACGCGCGUCCUGGUUGUCGAGGAAGAAAUCAUCGACAGAGGAGGUAUGCUAAUAUUAAAUAAGACCGCAGGAGUCUUUUUUAAGCCAUCAAAAAGAAAAAUAUGUGAAUUUCUGAGAAACUUUAAUUAUCACCCUGGGAAACUAUUUCUCCAUAAAGUAGUUCUGGGAAUUGAAACCAGCUGUGAUGACACAGCAGCCGCUGUGGUGGAUGAGACCGGAGAUGUCUUGGGAGAAGCGAUACAUUCCCAAACUCAAGUCCAUUUAAAAACAGGUGGCAUUAUUCCUCCAGUGGCUCAACAGCUUCACAGAGAACAUAUUGCGCGGAUAGUGCAGGAAGCUUUGUCUGCGAGUCAGGUCUCUCCCAGUGAACUCUCCGCAGUCGCAACCACCGUCAAGCCGGGACUUGCUUUAAGCUUGGGAGUGGGCUUGUCCUUUAGCUUACAGCUCGUAGCCCAGCUCAGAAAGCCCUUCAUCCCCAUCCAUCAUAUGGAGGCCCACGCGCUCACUGUUAGACUGACCAGUGCAGUUGACUUUCCGUUCUUGGCUCUCUUGAUUUCUGGAGGUCAUUGUCUGCUGGCAUUAGCUAGAGGGGUUUCAGAUUUUUUGCUGCUUGGGCAGUCUUUGGAUAUAGCACCAGGUGACAUGCUUGACAAGGUUGCAAGAAGACUGUCUCUCAUGAAUCAUCCAGAGUGCUCCGCCAUGAGUGGGGGGGAGGCUCUCGAGCAUCUGGCCAAGCAAGGGAAUAAACUGAGUUUUGAUCUCAAACCUCCCAUGCAGCGAGCUAAAAACUGUGACUUCUCUUUUUCCGGACUUCAGCACGUUGUUGAUAAGCUCGUGAUGCAAAAGGAAAAAGAGGAAGGGCGUGAGCAAGGCCAGCUGCUGUCUGCGGCUGCUGACAUCGCGGCCGCGGUCCAGCACACGGUCGCCUGCCACCUCGCCAGACGGACGCAUCGCGCCAUCCUGUUCUGCAGGCAGAGAGACUUGCUACCUCAGAAGGAUGCCGUGGUGGUUGCAUCUGGAGGUGUUGCAAGCAAUUUAUAUAUCCGGAAAGCUCUGGGAGUCGUGAUGAACGCCACAGAGUGCACUCUGUUGUGUCCGCCUCCCAGCCUGUGCACAGACAACGGCAUUAUGAUCGCUUGGAACGGUAUUGAAAGACUGCGUGCUGGCUUGGGUGUUUUACAUGAAACAGAAGGCAUCCGCUAUGAACCAAAGUGUCCCCUUGGAGUCGACAUAUCAAGAGAUGUUGCGGAAGCUGCCAUCAAAAUACCACGCUUAAAAAUGGAGAUUUGACUUUUGCUUUUCAAAAAGCCCUAAAGAGAACACAGAAUGAAAUGAGAGCUUCCCAGAUACCCAGUACUCCGAGCAGCCUCUGCCCCUAGUCCUUUUAUUCUGUGGACUCAGGGCGAGACAGAGACACAAAACGCUGCUUCCCCACCCGCGGAGUUCUAGUGGUGCUGCCCAUGGCACUCCCGUGUGGUGCCAGGAACUGAGCCCGAGCCUCGUGUGCGCAUGGUAAGGCCUAGCGCCUUCUACUCAUUGAGCCCCUGUUAUUUCUCAUGUUGGAUGGCUGCUCUUCUAAAAGACUGAAAUAAUGUUAGAUGGUUACUAAGGAACAUAGUUUGGUUUUUUUUUUUCUUUUUAAAUUUUGGAAAACACCCUGUAAAGGAAGGAAUGUAUUGUUUUUGGCAGAUAAAAGACCUUGGCAGGCACAGGAUUUCCUCUAAAUCCUGACUCGAUGGUGUGUAAGUCUAGAUCAUCUCCUCCUUUCUUUUAUUAAGAGAGGAGAAACAUUUUUUGGCUCCUACUUAACCUGAUUUUCUAAUGAGAGGAACUUUAGAAGGGUAGCCAAGUCACGGCUGUGUCAAGCCAAAGAAUUCCAGGUCAGUGUGACUAUGACUUUCUCUAGCAGGACGUAUGCUGUUCCUCACACAGACCUGUGCUAUUAGAUAUCCUCUCUGGAAGAUAAAGAAUGGGAUACCUACGUAUGUUAAACCCCAUUUGAGAUUGUAAGAAAUAUGACAUUCAAAUAACCGUUAAUUGUAGUAUUUGACUUUGUAUUUAUGGGCUGUAUACAGUCACAUCUGCUAUUUUAGAAAUUAUAGUUAAUCAUUGAAAAUAAAUGAAGUGAAAGGGG
Molecule: messenger RNA, 2171 nt
Organism: Erinaceus europaeus (western European hedgehog)
Lineage: Eukaryota; Metazoa; Chordata; Mammalia; Eulipotyphla; Erinaceidae
Gene: OSGEPL1
Product: O-sialoglycoprotein endopeptidase like 1
Exons: 9
Coding region: 83-1327 (414 amino acids)
Biological process (GO): tRNA threonylcarbamoyladenosine modification
Cellular component (GO): mitochondrion
Source: RefSeq, a predicted model, not a curated record